Haliotis rufescens (red abalone) is the source of this 4946-nucleotide messenger RNA. RefSeq names its product signal transducer and activator of transcription 5B-like. Gene Ontology annotation, biological process: defense response; regulation of cell population proliferation; regulation of transcription by RNA polymerase II. The record is from RefSeq and is a predicted model, not a curated record. The coding region runs from base 231 to 3206 and encodes 991 amino acids. Gene Ontology annotation, molecular function: RNA polymerase II cis-regulatory region sequence-specific DNA binding; DNA-binding transcription factor activity, RNA polymerase II-specific. The transcript has 21 exons. NCBI's taxonomy places the organism in Eukaryota, Metazoa, Mollusca, Gastropoda, Lepetellida, Haliotidae.
AGGAAUCGAAAGUCGGGGAAUCCCCGGUUCUUGUUAUUUCGUCCCAAAUACCAGGAAAAUGUAAACGUUUUGUUUCUGAGAACCUUGCGUAGACAUUGUUGUGUAGGAGGCAGGGGAAGCAUCGACAUCUUGUGGUUCGAGAGUCGAUACAUGUGAGAAGACUUUAGUUAGUACAGCACGAUAAGGGAGAACUAGCACAGUAGACAGCUGGUGAACAGGGAAGGAAGUCUAUGCUGAGUAUAUGCUUGGCUGAAACAGCGACAUCCAUUAACAGACACAUAGUGGCGAUGUCGUGGCAGGAGAUCCGAGAGCAGCUGCAGCAGAACUUGGACCAGCCUCUCAGCAACCAGCUAUGCCAGCUGUACAACCAGCUGCACAUACCCAUGAUUGUGCGGCGCAAGUAUGCACGCUGGUUCGAGGACAAUAUCUGGCCGGACGUGAUAGAGGAGCAGAAGGCAUGCCGGCUGUACAAGGAGCUGAUGACUUUCAUGUCUGAUGACAUUGAGACCCUGAAGGAGGACCAAUAUCAUGUACUAGAGGCGGUGGAGAUCGCCAAUGCCAAGACAAAAAUCAAGGAUUCCUUUGGCCAGAACCCAACAGAGUUUCUGAAAGCUGUUACUCAUGGACUUGAUGACGAGAAGAAGAUUAUCUCUGGCUACAGAGUGCAGGUGAAGAUGGAGGAGGAUGUAGAGGAGGAGGUCCCCGUCAUUGAUGUCUUCAGCCCUCAACUGGAAGAGUUCAGGAGAGAAAUUGAGAACCUGGAACAGUUAGCUGAAACAGCCAACAACCAUCUCUCCAUCGCAAAGCAGAAGAAGGAAGAACUGAUAGAAGAGAAAGAGUUUGACUACUCUCUUAUCUUCAAUCAAAUGGGAAGAACUUUGGACCAAGAAAAGAUGUGUAUGAUCACUGAGAAACAGAAUGAGACAAAGCGAAUAAUCGAGGAGAACAUUUUUUCGUUCAAUGGCAACAGACAGCUCGUACAGAACAUGCUGCGUGUCCAGCUCAGGGGGCUUCAAGUCCUCCACACUCAGAUCCUGGAGAAGGUGGCUGAGUUCAAGCACCAACAGAAACUGGCAUAUGUCCGGGCCGCGGGAAAACCUCGCAUAGAACAACUGGAAAAAUGGUGCGGAAAUCUUGGUAACGUGUGCUGGAAGAUGUUUCAACUGACCAACAGCCCCGAUUUCCGUGAGGUCAUCUCAACAUCACUACAGUCUGUGGAACAAAUGGAACAGUUGGCGCCCUCUAUCGCUGCGGAGGAUAACGCGGAGGUGGAGACGAUGAUCAUGCAGCUGCGUAUGAUGUUCAAGAAGCUGCUGGAGGAGACCUUCAUUGUGACGACGCAGCCCCCAGAAGUGCUAAAGAUGGUUGGCGCCAGAAACAAGGGGACAAGCAGGGAGUUCCACGCUUCAGUCAGUAUCCUGGCUCUCAGCUACCUACAGAUAGAGCAGAUUUCCUCAAACGUUGUUGCAAACUUCUUCGCUGAGACAGACAUUGGCACUAUGCGCAGGAAACAAGUCAGUUGUUCCCUCCAAAACAAUGAGGCCCAGUUUAAAACUGCAGGGUCAAGACCAGAGGCUUGUUUCAAUGAACUCAAGGUGAAGGACUUUAGUCGCAUGAAGGACAACGAUGAUAGUCGCGUCUCAAAACAGUUUUAUCGUGUGACCUUCAGUACCAAGGUCACUCUGCAGAGCGAAUGGAUCUUUGACCUUGAGACAAUGUCAUUACCCAUCAUCAUCAACACGGGGAGCAACCAGGCCUGUGAGGCUCUCGGGUCACUGCUGUGGUACUGCUACAACACUAAUGAUGUGUACAACAACUUCCAGCAUCCGUUCCCCAACGAGCUGCCCCUGGACAAGGUGCUGGACAUGCUGAGCUCCUGCCUCCGGACCAUCAGCCCCCGCGACCUGCAGGAGGAUGAGCGCAGGUUCCUCGGGGAGAAACUCACAGGGAAGUCAAUCAAGAAGACCAGCCCAGGCCAGGGACCAACCGUCACCUUCUCUCAGUUCUGCGUGGUGAGUCUAUCUAGUAAGAUGAACAUCAACAAAGAUAAGAAUGUGGAAUUCUCCUUCUGGAAGUGGUUCCAAGCUGUCAUCAACCUCAUAGAGAAGUUUCUCCUGGAACCCUGGAAGGAUGGUAAAAUCAAGGGUUUUGUGAGCAAGACCAGUGUACGGAAGAAGUUGAUGAACCAGAGACACGGGACCUUCCUCAUCCGAUUCUCCGAGUCGUGUGUGAACGGCGACCAUCAAGGAGUCACAGGAGGAAUUGUUGUGGCCCUCAAAUAUGAAGACACAGUGACGUUUUCUCCACCUCGAACGGAGGUACAUCUUUCAAAGAACAGUCUGGCGGACAUCUUGAGGUCAUUCAUCAACCAGAAGAAAAACGGAGAAGCCUUGUUACAAACUCUCUUCCCCCACAACAAAGAUCGUGAGGCAUCAUUCAAGAAAUACAACACAGUUCAAGUUGAGAAGAAGAACCAGCAAUACAACUCAGGCUACCCAGGCUGGAUCACACUCAUGGGUCUAGAUCUCAGCUUCAGUGGCAUGAACAUCAGUGAGCCUCAGAACCCCUACGGUGGCGAUGGUGGCGACUUGGACAUCUGGACGGUGACGUCAACAUGCCAGAGCCCAGGGCGACACACAUCCCGGGGUGGGCCGAAUAGGGUCAAGAAGCGACGAUGUGACGAUUCUCCUGGGAGUAGCACAUCCAUGCAGGACAGCGUUAACCAGGCAUCCACAGUGUUCUAUCAGAACGGAUUCUCGGGCAGUGAUAGCUCCAGCAGCAGUGGCGGAAACAUCCCUCGGUUUCUGUCUGCUUCAUCAAGCCAGCCGACGACCUACAACCCAAACUCUCACCUGCAGAAAGAUGUUCAGCAAUUCUGUAACAAUUUUGGAAUGCCUCAAGCAGGAACCACUUCGACCAUCAGUAGCAACGUGACCACCUGGUCAGCUGCUAUGCAUGUGCCGUGUACUAGUCCAGAGUCGGCCACCCCAAGUCAGAGUCCCUCAUCAACUAUGUCAGAUUAUGAACACAAUCUGUCUCCUGAUCUCGUUGACAUUCAGCCAUCACUCCCAAUGAGUGCCUUUAACCAUACUCAAGGUCAAGGUCAAGCAGGCCCUAGCAACAGCCAAUCAGGUUUCUUGGAAUUACUUCACAAUGGCACCUUGGAAGAAGCACCAUGGUCAGUGGAGAUAGGUCUUGUUGAUUGAGGGAAUGUGUUGUUUUGCGGUUUCUUUUAUGUAGAAGUUGUCCAAUGCUCAUCAGUGAACUACAAACUGGAAAGUCUUCAAUUGCAAGUUUUGAAAAUCAAUAAUGCACUAUCACAGGAUGCUAAAAUAUGAAAGGCAUCAUUGUACAUAAUUCAAGGAACUUAUUAGGAUGAGCAUAUCACGCUAUUCCAUUGAUAUAAUGUAAUGUUACUGAUAGCGUUUGAUUUGUUUGUUGUAGAUAUCUGGUAAUAUGAUUUGGUAAAUUUAUAAUAUUUUGUAAAUUUACAUAAUUUUUUAACCUUGAGGUGAUUUUAAGUUUCUGGGAAAAAAACAUUGUGCAUAAAUGAUAGGUGAACUUUGCAAGAUGAAAAAAGCUCUCAUUUCUGUUUAUAUCAUGUCAUGUUACUGUUAGGUUUUGAUUUGUUUGUUGUAGAUAGUAUUGUUUUAUUAAAUCCCGGGUGUUUUUCAACCCCAUAUACCGGUGCCUUUGUCAUGAACAUGACUGAACGUUAAUGAUCUUUGUUGAUAUGAUUUCUAUGGAAUUCAUACAAAUUUGUUAAUAAUUUUUAUGUUUUUACUGAUUUUAUUUAUCAAUCUGUAAUCAGACAAAAACAAUUGUUUUCAGGGUUGAUGUCAACAUAUUUGGAAUGUACGUAAAAGUUGCAAACAAGUAAAGCAUUUUUAAUUUCAUUUUUAUCCCCCCGGCAUAUAAUGCAGGGGGGAUACAGUCAACGCCUUGUCUGUCUGUCUGUCUGUCUGUCCAUCCGUCUUGGGUGGAUUUCGUUCCCGGAGCACAACUAAAAAAACGAUCAAUAUCAACAAAACUUGGCAGAUAUAUCAAACAGAUCAUGAAGUGGUGCCUUUUGUUUCCAUGGCAACAAGUUUGAUUUUGACUCUGUUCAUAGUGGUGUGUACUUUACUUAGAAAUACAAAGUUCCGAGGGGCUGUCGGGUAGCCUUGUGGGUAAAGUGAUUACUUGUCACGCCGAAGACACAGGUUCGAUUUCCCACAUGGGUUCAAUGAGUGAAGCCCAUUUCUGGUAUCCCUGCCUUGAUAUUGCUGGAAUAUUGCUAAAAGCGGCGUAAAAUCGAACUCACUCACUCACAAAGUUCCGAAUCCCAAUUCCAUGGUAUUAUUUUGAUAGCUCAAUAACUACUCUUGAUACGGACAGACAGAUUAGAUAGAAAUUCUCUCACCAAGACUUGUAGGUUGUAAAACUCAAGUUUACAGAUAAUAUUAUAUUUGAAAGAUCUGCUUCAAGAUUGGUAGGUAUGAAUGUUUGCUCAAGCCUCCCUGUACUUGAGGGUAGAGCGUCCGCCCGGAGAGCGGAAGGUCCGGGGUUCGAUCCCCGGCCGCGUCAUACCAAAAGACGUUAAAAGAUGGUACUUGUUGUUACCCUGUCUGGCGCUCGACAUUAAGGGGCUAAAACAAGGACUGGUCGGCUCGGAGUCAGUAUACUGUGUCUGAGUGGGGUAUUCAUGUUAAACUGCUGCAUGGUAUCUCAGUGAGCUAGCACUAUAAAUCGGCAUCAGUCCGGACUAGUACAAGCAGCCACACACACACAUACACGUGCAUGCACGUCGCUAUAUAAGUGCAAUAAUCUUGGACGCGACGUAAAACCCAAUUUCACCUCACCUCACCUGUACUUGAGCAUGCUUAGAUGAUAUUAUAUAAAUGCUUUCAAAGGAAUUAGAAUAUUUUGUGGUGCAUCUGCAUGCAUUUCAAAACACUGAUACAUAA